UGCCGAAUCUCGAGGGCCGCUCGAGUCGCAAGUCCUAGGCGCUCCCGCCGCCCGGAGUCCGGCGGCCACGAGGCCCCGCCGCGUCCUCCCGCGCUCGCCCUCCCGGAGGCUGCAGCCAUGUCUCGGGGGCCGGAGGAGGUGAACCGGCUCACGGAGAACACGUACCGGAAUGUUAUGGAACAAUUCAAUCCUGGGCUACGAAACUUAAUAAACCUAGGAAAAAAUUAUGAAAAAGCAGUGAAUGCUAUGAUCCUGGCUGGAAAAGCUUACUACGAUGGAGUGGCCAAGAUUGGUGAGAUUGCCACUGGGUCUCCUGUAUCAACAGAACUAGGCCAUGUCCUCAUAGAGAUUUCCAGCACCCACAAGAAACUCAAUGAGACUCUUGAUGAAAAUUUCAAAAAAUUCCAUAAGGAGAUUAUCCAUGAGCUGGAGAAGAAGACAGAGCUUGACGUAAAGUAUAUGAAUGCUACUCUGAAAAGAUAUCAAGCAGAACACAAGAAUAAAUUAGAUUCUUUGGAGAAAUCUCAGGCGGAGUUGAAGAAGAUCAGAAGAAAAAGUCAAGGAGGACGAAAUGCACAGAAAUAUGAAAACAAAGAAACUGAGUAUGUGGAGACUGUUACUUCUCGCCAGAGUGAAAUUCAGAAGUUCAUUGCAGAUGGCUGCAAAGAAGCCCUGCUUGAGGAAAAAAGGCGCUUCUGCUUUCUGGUGGACAAGCACUGUAGCUUUGCCAAUCACAUACACUACUAUCACCGGCAGUCUGCAGAAUUACUUAAUUCCAAGCUGCCUCGGUGGCAGGAAACCUGUUGUGAUGCCACAAAAGUACCAGAGAAAAUCAUGAACAUGAUAGAAGAGAUCAAGACGCCCAUCUCCACCCCAGUGUCCGGGACACCACAGCCUUCACCCAUGAUCGAGAGAAGCAAGAUGAUUGGGAAAGAUUAUGACACUCUUUCUAAAUAUUCACCAAAGAUGCCCCCUGCUCCUCCAAUCAAAGCCUAUACCAGCCCUUUGAUUGAUAUGUUCAAUAACCCUGCAACAGCUGCACAGAGUUCAGAAAAGAUAAGCAACUCAGCAAACACUUCAGAAGAUCCCAGUUUACAAAGAUCGGUUUCUGUUGCCACUGGACUGAACAUGAUGAAGAAGCAAAAAGUGAAGACCAUCUUCCCUCAUACUGCUGGCAAUAACAAGACUUUACUUAGCUUUUCCCAGGGGGACGUUAUCACACUGCUCAUCCCUGAUGAGAAGGACGGCUGGCUCUAUGGAGAGCAUGACACCACCAAAGCGAGGGGCUGGUUCCCAUCAUCAUAUACAAAGUUGCUGGAAGAAAAUGUGAAGGAAGCAGUGUCUGUGCCUACACCAAGCUCUGCACCAGUGAGAAGCAUCAGUACUGUGGACCUGACUGAGAAGAGCAGUGUUACCAUCCCAGAUCCUGACUACCUGGAGUGCCUGAGCAUGGGAGCCACUUCAAACAAGAGAGCAGAUGCUCCCAAGACAGCUACUACUUCUACGUUCAAAGCCCCAGUGUCCAGACCAGAUGCCACACCCACGUCUCCUAGUGAUGCAAAUGGGACUGCAAAGCCACCAUUCCUCAGUGGAGAGAACCCCUUCGCUACUGUGAAACUCCGGCCAACAGUGACAAAUGACCGAUCAGCACCAAUCAUUCGAUGAAGAUGGAAAGAAUCCUGCUAGUCCCUCUACCUGAGUUCUCACCUGCAAGAUGAUAGGUUGCUAAACGGGUGCAGGCACUGUAGAAGUUUCAGAGGGUGUGCCUGAUUUCAAUGAACCCCACUUGAGCAAAUCAAUUUUCUCAGUUUAAGAGAACUGGAUUUAUACUUUUUGUCUUUAAGGUAAAUGAGUAGCUUAGUGAACAGAUCAAUCAUUUGAAAUAUUUCCUUCCUUUUCUAUUCAAAAAGCAGUAAAUUUGGUUCAAGUUCUUUUAAUUUUUAUUUUUAAGAAAAUAGCCAGAAUAAGGGAUAGUCUUAUCUAUGCUUUUGUGCCUGGCUUUCUGUAGCUGAAUGCAAAAAGACCAGAGUUUUAUUUUAUAAAGCCUGUGCUUUUAAGUAGCAUUAUGAUGCUCAUCUAAGGAAAAUAUGUAAGUUUGCAUCAGAGUGCAAAUAUAGUAAGCAAUAUAAAUUAUAAAGCUAUAUUAAAUAUAAUUUUUAAAUGACCUAAUUUUAACCUUUUUGAUUAAACAAAUGUGUAACAAUUGAGAAUUCCAAUCUCAAUUGACAGGCAUUGCUGCAGAAUGCUGAGACAGUCUACCCACCUCAUUGGCACUUAUAAAAUUAUCUCCAGAAGCUACUAAGUUCAGUGGUUAACAGCAAGGGUCUGUGCACAUCUCUAAAGCUUGGUGACACAUCUGAGGGUCAAGUUUCUCCAUUUUUCAAUCAGGUACUGGCCUGUAAAUGGCACUUGUGAAGCCUGGUGAAUGGUGGUCAGGAGGGCCAGGGCACUAUUGCAGCCUGACACUGUCUCACACUCAAGACUUCUAGCUGAGACCAACAGUUCAGGUCACUGCACAGAGUCCAGGAUCAGAGUCUAUCCCUACCUGCCCAAGACGUAGACCUAUUCUGGAAUGGCAACUAAAAUCCACAUCCAGGCAAGUCACUAUGGACAGGAGCUUGCUGCUUACCAGAUUCUUGAAUCUCAUAUAAAUCAUUUUUCCCAAGCUGGAAAUUGGGUUUGUGUAUAUAUGAAACUUCAGUCUUUCCAGCUAGGCCAAGCAGUGCCCGGCUCACAUGGAAGGACAAACCUGCUGGCCCCCAUGAAGGGCAAGUGGUUGGGCCUGCCCAUGUCAACACCCUCCCUAGAUCACAAAGUGAGGGUCAUGCCCUGUGGUAUCUCUGUGUUAGGCAGGUAUCCCAGCCUGAUGGGGAAAAGGCCAGAUUUCAAACACAGUCCCUAUGAUCAACACUUAAGUAAAGGUUAAGGUAGAAAGCCCUGUGUUUUCACCAAUAGAGAACAAGCCAAGUGUGGCUUUUGGAUAUUUAAAGAAGGGAGUGCACUGAGAACUCACACCCUUCCUCCGAGGUGUGCUCUCCCUCACAGGGUCACUUACCUUGGGACUCACGCCCCAGCUCUGCAAACAGCAAGGGGAUAUGGUUUCAUGCUGAUAAUAAAGGAGAGUCUGAAACACAUGUUCUGAGCCAUAAGUGAUACCUUAGGACUAGAAGAUAGCCACGGGUGG
Messenger RNA from Microtus ochrogaster (prairie vole), 3184 nucleotides. It is a transcript of the gene Baiap2l1, whose product is annotated as BAR/IMD domain containing adaptor protein 2 like 1. Gene Ontology annotation, cellular component: nucleoplasm; cytosol. The record is from RefSeq and is a predicted model, not a curated record. Gene Ontology annotation, molecular function: protein binding. Gene Ontology annotation, biological process: actin filament bundle assembly; actin crosslink formation; positive regulation of actin filament polymerization. Lineage: Eukaryota; Metazoa; Chordata; Mammalia; Rodentia; Cricetidae.